AUGGGUUUUCUCAGCGAGAAGAAGGCAGACGGAGGCGAUAUCCCGUCGAAUGACCCCGAGGCGCAGACCACGGCCGAAACGUGGGAAUCGCGGAAAAUGGCGCGCAUUGAUCGACCCAUAACUCGGUCGAUAUCGGCGGUUGGUGGCGGCGUUUCGGGCGACACCACCUCGGAGCAGAGCAUCUCCAUCGACAAGCAAAUGGAGCUUGAGGCUGACAAUGCAAUCAAAUAUCGAACUUGCAGCUGGAAGAAAACGGCAGCGCUCCUAUUUUCCGAGUACAUCUGUCUAGCCAUCAUGUCCUUUCCCUACUCCUAUGCGACGCUCGGCCUUGUUCCUGGUCUUAUCUUGACUGUGGUCGUCGCUGCCCUCGUCCUCUACACCUCGUUGAUCGUCUGGGAAUUUUGCAUGCGCCAUCCUGAAGUCAAGGACGUUUGCGAUAUUGGCCAGAUGCUCUUCUGGAACCACCGAUGGGCCUGGUAUUUUACGGCUGUCAUGUUUUUGCUGAACAAUACGUUCAUUCAAGGGUUUCACUGCUUGACUGGCGCAAAGUACCUCAACACCAUGACAGAAGGCAACAGCGGUGUCUGCACGGUCGGAUUCAGCGCCAUCCACCUUAGCGAACAUUGCCACUUUCUCGGCCUUGUUCACAUUUAUUUCGGUACUGCUUGCCACAAUAUUCGCGGGCAUCGAAGAUCAUCCGGGGCAGGGUGGCCGUCUCUGGGUGACCCUACCGUGUACGCUCUGCCGCCACCGGGCACCACAUUCGUCAUGGGCAUGAAUGCGUUUAUGAACAUAAGCUACACAUUUAUCGGGCAGAUCACCCUCCCCUCUUUCAUCGCCGAGAUGAAGGACCCUAAGGAUUUCCCCAAGGCUCUCUGGGCCGUCACCAUUGCCGAAAUUAUAGUCUUCUCCCUUGUCGGCUCCAUUAUCUACGCCUACACUGGUACCAACUACAACACGGCUCCCGCUUUUGGCUCUCUCGGCAAUGUGUUGUACCUGAAGGUCAGCUUCAGCUUCAUGAUUCCAACCAUUAUAUUCUUGGGGGUUCUAUACGCCUCCGUGUCCGCUCGAUUUCUCUUCUUCCGCUUCUUCGCCGGCACCCGCCACAUGGGCGAGAACACGGUUGUGGGAUGGUUAGCCUGGGCCGGCAUCUUGGGAGUGACCUGGAUCUUGGCUUUCAUCAUCUCCGAGGUCAUCCCAUUCUUCGCCGAUCUUCUUUCUCUCAUGAGCUCCUUGUUUGACAGCUUCUUCGGCUUCAUCUUUUGGGGCGUCGCCUACAUCCGAAUGCGCCGCGCCACCUACGGUGCCAAGUUUUGGGCUACUCGUGGGUUCCGUAGUUGCUGGGACCUACGCCUCGGUGGCGAGCAUUAUCCACGGGUAUGA
Parascedosporium putredinis is the source of this 1383-nucleotide messenger RNA. The record is from the annotation of a GenBank genome assembly. NCBI's taxonomy places the organism in Eukaryota, Fungi, Ascomycota, Sordariomycetes, Microascales, Microascaceae.